ACAAGGUAUAAAAGUGGAGCUCCUACCACCCCUGUUGUUGGUAGGUGAUUGCUCACAGUACCACCAUGAAGUGUCUGGUUCUUCUCGCCCUCUGUGGGCUCGCCUUAGGGCUACCUAGCGGCAGACUCGACGAACAGGGAGCGGAAACAUACUUAAACCAUCGCCUCGUGGACGUGAACAUCACCAGUGUGGAGCAGCAGAGCUACAUUAACGACCUCGCCGACGUUGGAAACAUGGGGCUCGAUGUCUGGUUGUACCCCACGCUGAAGAACACAGGGCGACUCAGAGUGCCUCCAGAGUCUAUUGACCUCUUCAUGGACUUGAUGCAGAAGUCCGGAGUCAGCGCCAAGAUCAGAACCCAGAACCUGAAGCAGUUGAAUGACGCUGUUUACGCACAGCCAGCGGAACCAUCUCAGUACGCUGACUUCAUCGAGGGCGUAAUUAGACACAACGCCUACUACAGGUUGAGCGAUAUUGACUCCUACACGUCCAACUUUGCCUCCUUCAGCGGAGUGAGCAAGUCCUACCUCACCAGGCCGACCUACGAGGGACGGAAUACUCCAUAUGUUGAGAUUACCGGAGGCUCCGGCAACAACAAGAAGAACAUCUUCAUCGAGGCUGGCAUGCACGCCCGGGAGUGGAUCAGCCCUGCAUCCGCAUUGUACUUCAUAGACAGGCUCCUUCAUCGACGUGAAACUGACAGCGAUGCCAACUACCUGUACAAUAACUUCAACUGGUUCGUCGUGCCCGUCAGCAACCCCGACGGCUAUGAAUACACACACACCUCCUACCGGUAUUGGAGGAAGAACAGGAGGGCUGUGUCUGGCUGUGGUAACAGCCGAGGUGUGGAUCUCAACAGGAACUUCGACUCUAUGUGGGGAGGAUCUGGGUCGAGUGGCUCGUGCUCUUCCGACACUUUCCGAGGGCCGUCGGUGUUUUCCGAGAAUGAGAGUCAGAACGUCCGUGACAAGGUCCAGCAGAUCAAGAGUCAGCAGGGCACCAUCCACGCCUACCUCUCCAUCCACUCCUUCUCACAGCUCCUCCUCACACCAUACGGCUUCGCCUCCGGCACGUACCCUCCCAACAACAACGACAUUCUGGAUAUCACCAACAGAGCAAGAACUGCCAUUCUGAACUCUGAUGGGAGAUCGUACCGUGUGGGCACUCCAGCUGAUAUUCUGUACAACGCCGACGGAGGCUCCCACGACUGGGCUCGCUUGACGGAGAAUAUUCAGUACUCGAUGACCUAUGAACUCCGACCCGCCAGUGGGGGUCUCGAGGGCUUUGUGCUGCCAACCUCUCAGAUUGCCCCUUGCAGUAAGGAAGUGUGGGAGUCUCUAUAUGCCAUCGCCAGCAACUUGUAACAAGGAUCCUGAUUGGCUGCAGGGAGUCACAACUUUGUAAUUGUCAGAUGAAAUGUCAUUGGAUGAGACAGCAAGCAAAACACCGACGGAAAAUUUUUAACAUAGCCUGUCGCUUGAAUUGAUAAUAUACCAGUUGUGUAAUAUCCUGUAUACUGUCGCCUUGUUCAGAGUUGAUAAAUAAAUUAAUCAAAUACUGUU
Molecule: messenger RNA, 1562 nt
Organism: Haliotis rufescens (red abalone)
Lineage: Eukaryota; Metazoa; Mollusca; Gastropoda; Lepetellida; Haliotidae
Product: carboxypeptidase B-like
Exons: 11
Coding region: 66-1364 (432 amino acids)
Biological process (GO): proteolysis
Molecular function (GO): zinc ion binding; metallocarboxypeptidase activity
Source: RefSeq, a predicted model, not a curated record